AUGGUAGACGGUGACACCACUCCACCAUCAAAAACCUCAGAAAACUCAGAGAAAGGAAAGAAGGUUGCGGAUGAAAACCCACAUCUUCAACCAGAUAGCCCUUACUACGUACAUCCAGCUGAAAAUCCCACCACUGUUCUUUAUCAACCAGUUCUUUCAGGUGAAAACUAUGGCACUUGGGUACGAGGGAUGCGCAAAGCUUUGAGUGUUAAAGCUAAGACAAGAUAUAUAGAUGGAACAAUCAACAAACCAACGAAAUCAGCAUAUAUUUCUUAUUGGCAGCGUUGUGAUGAUCUUGUUGGCAGCUGGGUCUACAACUCUUGUGAACCAGAGAUUGGUCGGAGUAUCAUGUCUUUCUACACUUCCCAUGAGAUGUGCAUGAAUCUGAAGAGUCGCUUUGCACAAUAUAAUGCAACCAAGUUGUACGCAAUCAAGCAAGCAAUCUCGAAUCUGAAGCAAGAAGACAAUAUUGUUGCUCAGUAUUUCACUCAGCUGAAAACUCUUUAG
Molecule: messenger RNA, 507 nt
Organism: Papaver somniferum (opium poppy)
Lineage: Eukaryota; Viridiplantae; Streptophyta; Magnoliopsida; Ranunculales; Papaveraceae
Exons: 1
Coding region: 1-507 (168 amino acids)
Source: RefSeq, a predicted model, not a curated record